AUGAAGGCGUUAUCGAUCUAUAAUAAAGAUUUUAAGCCUUAUACACCGCACAAUUUCUGCCGCGGUAGUCUUGAGGAAAUAAAACAGCGCACUCGGGAUCUUUAUCAAUAUUGGAUAUUACCUAAUUUUAAAGAAGUUACACCCGAAUGGGAACACAUGACGAGAUGUAUCGUCGAAUCAGUAAAUUACUUUUCCUUGAUGAAUAUACCUUAUAAAACUAUGGCAUUACUCGCUAUGGAUGCCUUAAAUAUAAAUAUGCCGCAUAUAUAUGCGUCAAUGAACUACGUGGAAUGGAUUACUUAUAAAAGCGGCAGAUUUAUAUUGCGCUACGUUUUAAGAUUCUCAAGCUUCCGAAUAAUUUUUAAUACACUGAUCGGCAAAGUACUCAAUGUUGCGAUGAAUUUGAGUCCAGAAAAAGAAGCAGAACUUCAGAAAAAAUCGGAAAAGCUAUUAUCAAGUUUUUCCAUUAUGCAUUAAUAGUGAAACGCAGUUGUGUAAAUUUGGAACGUAUCUUAAUUUAAAUAUCCCGAGUAAACAUUUUUAUAUAUAAUUAUAGGUAUUAUUCGGACAGCUUGAAAAAGUUGGAGAAUCGUUGGCUCAAGGAUAUCGAGCUGAAAGAAGACUAUGUUGAGAAAUAAAAAAAUGAAUUAAUAAAAAAAAUGUGUUUUACUAUG
Messenger RNA from Wasmannia auropunctata (little fire ant), 674 nucleotides. RefSeq lists its product as uncharacterized. The transcript is spliced from 3 exons. Lineage: Eukaryota; Metazoa; Arthropoda; Insecta; Hymenoptera; Formicidae. The coding region runs from base 1 to 477 and encodes 158 amino acids. The record is from RefSeq and is a predicted model, not a curated record.